Molecule: messenger RNA, 8771 nt
Organism: Hyaena hyaena (striped hyena)
Lineage: Eukaryota; Metazoa; Chordata; Mammalia; Carnivora; Hyaenidae
Gene: SAMD12
Product: sterile alpha motif domain containing 12
Exons: 5
Coding region: 102-587 (161 amino acids)
Biological process (GO): cell surface receptor protein tyrosine kinase signaling pathway
Cellular component (GO): cytoplasmic side of plasma membrane
Molecular function (GO): protein binding
Source: RefSeq, a predicted model, not a curated record
GCGCAGAAUAUUUAGGCGAAAGCGCGAGGAGGGGGGAGAGCGGGGCAGGAGGAGUACCUCGGCUGAGAAAAUUAUGCAUGCGUUAGGGAAGCUCUAGGAGAAUGGCUGUGGAAGCUCUCCACUGUGGCUUGAAUCCACGGGGUAUUGAUCACCCUGCCCGUGCCGAAGGUAUUAAGCUACAGAUCGAAGGUGAAGGUGUUGAAUCUCAAUCCAUUAAAAACAAAAAUUUUCAGAAGGUGCUUGACCAAAAAGGAACCCCCAAGCGACUGCCAGCAGAAGCUGAGACUGCUAAGUCGGCCACGGUGAAGCUGUCAAAACCAGUAGCUCUGUGGACUCAGCAGGAUGUGUGCAAGUGGUUGAAGAAACAUUGUCCGAAUCAGUAUCAGAUCUACAGUGAGUCAUUCAAACAGCAUGACAUAACUGGGCGAGCCCUGCUGAGACUCACUGACAAAAAGCUUGAGCGGAUGGGGAUUGCCCAGGAAAACCUCCGGCAGCACAUCUUACAACAGGUGCUCCAGCUGAAGGUGCGAGAAGAAGUCAGAAACCUACAGUUACUCACACAAGCCUCAACCGAGGGUUCUCCAUAAACGUGGUUAGCCUUCCAAGCUGCUGUCCUGCCAGUUGAUAUGAACAUGGCCUGUUCCUCACAGAAAGACUAACUCAUGGCACCUGCCAGAAGAUAUCCAUGGAGCAUUGACAGAUUAACCAGAUUAACUGAAAAAACAACAAAAAACAAAAAACAAAACCACCCAUUCAGUCAAGAUGAUGACUUUGGAAAAAUCUUAGUUUGCUGUGGAUUUUAAAAUGAGGUGCAUAAUAUACAGUGCCAACUUGUUCCAAGUGGUCAUUGGCAGACCGUUAGCUGGAAAAUUGCUUCCAGUUUUCAUCACUGUGCAUAACUCAAGCUCCCUUUGGGGAGCUGUCUGUGCCCUUCACUAGAAGUCCUAUUUUAGCAUGGCAACUACUGGAUUAUUUUAUUAUGUGUGCAGAUGGCAUGAUGUGUUAGAAAAAAAUCACAGCAGUUCUGCAAUGUCAGUGGAAGUGUUCAUGAUACUCUGCCCUGGUAGGAAUGUAAACAUGUCUUGGUUAUGUUAGUUAUGAUGUCUAAAGGUAUUCUGUCCAACUCUUAAGCACUUUAUAUGAGAAAACUACACCAAAACAAAUCGGCACGUUCCGUACAUGUGGAAAACAAGUAUCCUCUCUUUUCUUUUAUAAAUCUUGUCCUCUUUCUGGCUCAGACUGUCCAAGACGAACUCCACUCCUAGCGUAUCCCAGUCAUUUGUGGUAGAUUGGUGUAUAUAUGGCCACAAUACUGUUAGGCUUAAUCUGUUGACACUUUACUGAACCAAUUGGAUUUCUUGUAGCGCCAAAGGGAAGGAGAAGUGGGCUGGUGGUUGAAACAUCUUAGUUUUUGGUUCAUGGCACCCAGACACAACUUAGCACAUGCACAUACAGAUAAACACAAGAGGCUUGUAUGUGGCCAGUGUAUAUAUUCUCUCCUUCUAUAGAAGAAUGUUUUCAAGAAAAAAAGGAGGUGACCGUUUAAUCAAAGACCAUCGUAGGUUGAGGAUAAAGGUAGCAGAAUGCAGGUUUCCUGUGUGGUCUGACUUUACAACUUGAGGAAACUUUCUACGUCAAGUUUAAGUCACAGCUCUCUAAAGAGGAAAAACAGCAAGUGUCCCCUGCGUGCCUAAAGAAGGAAAAGGACCCAAUCUACAUUAGGUUCUUACCUCAGUAAAGAACCUACCAGUCCCUUUUUAAUCUUUUCUGGGAUUAUAUCCACAAUUAAUUUUUUUUUUUUUUUUUUUUUACGAUGUCUUACAGCAAAGCACAGUCCUGGGAAACUGGUCAACCCACUUAUUGCUAUUGCUUGUCUUUGGGCAUUAAAGAAAUGUCCAUAUUGACUGACCUUAUGUAAUGCUUUAGCUUUUUUUCCCCUGAAAAUAUAAAUUUGGCUGAAUCAAAAAUUCAGCAAAUAUGUUCUGUAUACCCACAAUCCCAGUCAGGGACUGAUAGGCACUGGAGACUUUUCUUUAAAUAUAUAUAACAGCCCUGGGACCCUGCCAACACAAGGAAGUUUGGCAUUUUAGGGGGUCUCCAUGCACCCACUCAUGGUCUGCUCUCCCCCGGGGAUCUCAGGAAAUGCACAGCACUUUGGAAAGUGCUCCCUCCACCCCCACCCCACUGAGAUUUGGAAAGCUGACAGGGGAAGGGAAAGGAGUCAAAUGUGAAUCAGGUGAGUCACCUUAUAGGAUGACUCACCACAACCUGUCAGGCUGUAUUGCCAAAAAAGGGGGCUUCCGAGAGGGAACUCAGGAGUUUCAGUCACCAAGUUCUGGCCUCUCAGUGGGUCAGCACCAGGACCACCAGACUCUCACAGGCCCUAAUUCUUCAUAAUCCAGAAUUAGGUGGCCAAACCCUGUUGCCAAUGCCCCCCAGGGAGAACAUUCCAGUCUCUACUGCCCACCUCUUGAAUUUCACUUCUAACAGCAGGGCUUCCUCCUUCUUUCAUUCUUUCCUUUAUUCAGCACAUGUUUGUUGAGCACCUACUAUGUGCCAAACAUUGUGUUGGGGGUAACAACAGGGUACAAGGCAGGCUCUCCAUGACCUUCUGAGACAGUAUCUCCUCCUCCAAAACACGGUCCCUGUCCCAGCUUUUCCACAAUGAAAACAGAAUUCAGCCAGCACCCCUCCUUCCAGAGCAACCUCAGAAAAUGCUCAUGGCAGCAGGCAGCUCCUUUGCCUGAGGAAGUAGACUGGAGAAAGAGGUAGUAGACAGCACACGGCCGCAUAUUUGUAUCCUUGUGCACAGCCAGCCCUUCCAGGGCCUGGACUUUGCUGGUUAGAGCUUCCCCAAAGCAGCUUUUAGUUCUGUUCCUUGAUACUUACCCUGAUUGUCUGUAUUCCCAUCCUUUACGUAGGCACAACCAUUGAUCAUUAUGCUGGAUUCUCUAAAGCCCAAUUCUAAACUUAGUCCUGGGGACACAGAAGAGGACCUGCUGAAUCCAAAAGAACUGCCAGCUGCUGGGAUACUGUAGCUGGGAAUUAACUGGUUUAUUAAUUCAGGAUCAUUCGGAGACUUAUGGCUAACAACCUUGGAAAGCUGGACAUGUCUUAUGGUGCAGGUGGUCAUCAAGUGAUGCUGGUUCAUCCUUACCUUGGAUUUUGCAAAAUAUGUCCUGAACAAUUACAUAAGUAGAGUUUCCUAGCUUUUCUUUCCAGUCAAAAGUGUGCUGACAAACUAUUAAAAGGUAAUGGCUAAGGGUGGAGAUGGGAAAAGGCAUAAGUGGAGUCAAUGAAAGAACCCAGGUGAAAAUGGCUUCUCAAUAAAUGCCUUAAUUCCUGGCGUACCAUGUAUUUGCAUAGGAACUGCGACUGUUUUCCAAACUGUCAGUCUCAUUUUGAAAUCUUUUGCGGGGAUCGUUUUGGGAACACGGAAGCAUAAAAUCUGAGCAGUCACUUGCUAAGCCAGCAAAAUGGAGAAACGACUUCAUUCGCAGCCUUUGGGUUCUUUGUUCCAUGUUGAGCCACAAUUUCCAGUCAUUACUUCUUCCUGUGCUGUACCUUCUUCCCAAGAUGUGCGUUGGAGAUUUUACCUCCCAGAAGUUCAGGAGUGGCUGUGGGGAGUUUUGUUUGGUAGGCAUGGGAGUCCAGGAGGUAAGGGAUAAAUAUUUUGAUGUCUAAGGGCUAUAAACUAUUGAUGCGUAACUUUUCUUUUUAGUUAAACCUGUGCGACACCUUUUAUUGAAAAGCUGACGCCCACACUUGCGCAGGAAAGACACUCUUGGGAAGGAACAGAAAUGAAUAAUUAUCAGACUCUCUGGGGUGCCAAGGGGAUUAGUUCAUUCCAGCUUGGGAAUUGAAUUUAAAAUGCAAAGCAUCAGUGGUUCUGCUAGGGUGAAAAGCAAACCACUUCAGUAGUUUAAGACAUACCUUAGGAGACGGAGAUCCUACAAACUUCCUUACAGAUGACGGCCACCUGCAGACCCCUGCGCGGCAUCGGUGAGCCGUGUCACUGCACGCAGAACUUCUAUCUCCAGAAUGGGAGAAGCAGCCCCGAGUUCUCUCCAAAGUCGCUUCCUAGUUGCCCAGAAAGAGGUUAAUGGUCCUUAGUUCUGAGGGAAUUCUGCCAUUUUUAACACUCAAGGGGAAAAGGAAUAUCCACCUUACCGAAGAAUAUAACCUAAGGAAAGAAACCUCCAAUGGAUUGAACCCAGUGUUACUUGCAAAUGCUUUCUUUGUCUGCAAAUGUCACCUGAUUGAUUUUGAAUGGGAACUGCAAAAGUCUCUCCAAAGAAAAGUUUAAAAGACCCCCUUUACCCAAACCUCCACUCCCCAGUGCAUUAGCAGCUUUAUUCUUGGUGAUGUUUUCCUCUACAUUCUUUAGAGUAAUUUUGUUACUUGACAACUAGACUUAAAACUGCAGUAGACUCUUUUUAAAAAUCUAAUCUUUGAAAAUGACAUAAAUUCUUUUAUGCCUUAAAGGCUGUUUUUAUUCACCUCUCCCACAACUCCCUCCACCUCACUUUCUUGCUUUUUUUUUUUCUUUUAAUCUCUUCUUUUAACACAAUUCCUUGGGUAGAUUUUGAGUAUUCUCUAAAGAACUCACACAGAACAACUUAGGCUUCCCCUUUUCCCCAAUACUGACUAAUAAUUCCUUCUUCUGCUUGGUCUUGGUGAAGGCUUGGUGCCCAAACAGCAGUGGACGUGAAUUCACAUCUCCAGGGAGUGACUGGUCAAAGCUGCUAAUCAAAACAGAACCUAUGAGAUUAUGAGCAAGGACAGACCAGGAGAUGCUUCUGCUCAGGGCACAGCUGGGGACUCUAUUUCAAAGACAAGCAGGUCCUGCCUCUUUGUUUCUUUAGAUCUGCAUCUAAUCCUGUAGCCAGAGAACUGUCUUAUGAAUUCUGCUUCAUCAAUGUGCACGAUUUCUGGCACCACCGCACAUCUUGCAGGUCAAGCAGGACCACAUUUCCAUUAUUUUGCUCUGGUGACUUACUCUAGUGGGGAGACAGGGAACAUUCUUUUGAAAGCUAAUCACCUGUGAGAAGCUUGAGGAAAAGUUGGCCAUGUGCACAGGGAGGUUCUGCUGCACCUUAAUAAAAAGAACAAAAUAGAUCCUUCCCUGGAGAUUCUCAUGUGAGAACGUGGCUGGAAGGAUGAUAUCAAAACUGGUUUUCUUCUGGCCAUUAUCUUGGCCCUGCAGGGAAGAUUCUGGGCAGGAGUGCUGGUGGGAGGAGCACCAUUUCUAAGAUCGAAACAUUUUGGGAUGAAAUCCGCCUUUAAGAUCAAUGUAAAGGGGGAAGUGCCAGUGAGUAUGGGGCCAGUUUUAGACUGCUUGCCCAACAGCACCAAGAUUGACAGAUGACUUCCACAGAACAGCAGAAAAUGGACGUAAAGGCUUUGUAAGAUGGGAGUUUCAUGCACCUUGGAGAGUUAUUUACAAUCUUGAAGAGCCCCAACCAUUCUUACUUCAGAGUCUCCCUUCUCCAACUACAUCAAGCACCAAAAGGCACCAACAACAUACACCUAAUAAAAUUUCAAAGUCAUCAUAUGACUUGCACAGAAUUGCAGUUAACUGGUUGACAGUGUUAAGUGUUGUAGAUGGAUUCUUUGUGAUAUACAAUAUUCUUUUCAUAUUUUGGAGCCAAUGGUUGAGGAGUUUCAUUGAUUUAACAGCUUGUUUUCUUGCUGUUGUUGUUUCCAAACCUUAAACAUUUGCGGAAGCCUUAGAAAGGCUCUUAAACCCAGGCCUUUUUGCCUCAAGUGCAGAGUGAUAGAAACCACCCGGCUGACAUGAAUGGCGAGGAGACUGUAGACUGUUACGUAAAUCCAGUUGGACUGGAGAUACUAAUACGUAAAACAAUGAAGACACUGAAGACUCUGCUGCAGCUGUCUGCAAUGUGAUAACCUUUUAAAUUUCAAUAAUUUGGAUCAAAGGAAAUAAGUAGGCUGUUUACCCGUGGCUUUGCCAUGUUAGCACACACGCAGCUAUGGAAUGUGGAAUUCUAAGCUGGGUUGAUAGGGAAGAACACACAGAUCUGUUUUGUGUGAUCGUAUUUAAAUACAAUCCUCCCCAAAUUCUAUAACAAUGUAUUCAAGAGCUUUACGCUUUAAAAAAAAUCUAAAACCAGAGAUGCUCAUUAGAUCAUUAUUUCUCCUGCGGUUGGGGAAGUGAUUUUGUGACAUAACUUUGAAGAAAUACUUAUACUUGCCAUUAAAUACACGUGUCUGGUAGUUGCUCUGCUCCGCAAACUGAUGGUGGCCUUCUCCCAUUCUGCAGAGGAAGUUGGCCUGGCCUCUCCCUAAAAUAGCACAGGUACCAUGAAGAGACCUUUUGAAGCUCUGGGUUAUUCCCCUAUUCAUGCAUAAUUCCAAGAAUAUGAUUUGAAUUGAGCAGUGCCCUGAUCUUUGAUUAUGCCACCCCUAAAUCAAUUUGAAAUACAUACAUAAUAUAUAUAAAUAUAAAUAUAAAUAUAAAUAUAAAUAUAUUAUAUAUAUAUAAAAUUUCCAGGAUUUUUUAUUGACCACCAUCAACUGCAUUUAGUGUGUUUGCAUUGGGAGCUGCCAGUUGACUCUCUGGCAGCUUUGAACAGUUCCUGUUUCCCAUACAGCAGAAGACCCGCACACCAGCUGCAGAAAUUUGGAGUAUGUGACCAGGUUCUUUUUCACAUCAACAGGCCCCCUGUUUAUAGCAAGGAAACCUUAAAGAGAAUGGGGGCAGGGGGUAGGGAGGGAUGAUGCAUUCCGUGUUUGAACACUGGAGGCUUAGUCUUUUCCAUUGUAAUGCAACUCUCUUCUCCAGUCACCAUGAAGAGAAGCAUUAGCCUCUUCAGUGAAUAUUGGCAGCCCCCAAUGGAGGUAGUUGGGCUUCUAUUUGCUUAAACUCACAGGUAGGCAAUUUGAAGGCUCUCUGGGGCCCUGAAUGGUUUGUCCACUACUACCUUUCCUCCACCAAUAGAAAACCACUAUCCUUACAAGGCCAUGUUUGAGGAGACCAGGGCUUGGCUAGGGAAAGAAGUUCACAUUGCAGAGAGCUGAAUAAUGUUAGGCUCUUGACUUUGCACCGUAAGUCUCAGUCAUGCUUGGCACAGAAGCAGCUAGUCUGCUGAAAAGCCAAGCCAGCACAAAUGUUUUGAAACUAAUUCCACUAAAACUCUUGUGUCGUUAAACUAUACUACUGUAGUUCCAAUUAAUCCAACUAUUUAAUAUCAUUAGCCACUAAAUUAAAUAGCUGUACCCAAAACUUUAGAAAAGAUCAAUAUUGUAACAAAAUUACAUAUUAGCAGUAAAAAGUACCUGAGAAAAGAAAAUAUUGAUCUAUUGUGGUUUAUAUACUUGAGUUAUUUUUAGGACUUUGUGGAUCUGGCAUUGCUCUGAGAAAGGGGAAGAAGAUGUUUUGAAUUCAAGAAUACUUGGAUUUAAGAGAAAUUGCCCAUUUCUCUGGGCUUCUGCUCAUCUGUCUCACCUUAGCAGACAGGGUUGUCUGAAGGCUAAAAUGAGCUAAAGGGAGAAGGUGUCCCAUACAGCUAAUAUAUAUGCAAUUACCAUAGUGACCCGGGCUUUAAUUGUGAGCCCUUUCUCCUUAUGCUUUCUCCUUGUAGCUGGUAUUACUGAGAGUCCAUUCUGGGAUUAGAAAAGAAAAGAAAAAAUGAUAAGAAAGUAACAAUCAGCAUUUUGCAUGCACACAAGCUUUUUCUAAUAUAUAGGGACUGAUCUGCAGAGCCCAUGGCCAAGGCCCCCAUGUGUCUCCACUUCUCUGCCUCCAAAAGGUUUAGAGUUAACCUAGCCGAGGGACAGAGCUUCAGCUUUUGGCUUAAUGCAGGGAAGAGAUUACCAGUCCCCAGGUUGGAAGAGACCAAUCAAAGUGUAAAGUUGACAGAUUGAAGGUCACAGGAAGCAAAGAGCCACAUCGAACUUCAAACCUCAUUGAUGAGCUACUGUCUAUUAGCAUUUGUCCUAGGGAGAAAGAAGAAAAAUCGCACAAUGUAAAUUAAAUGGAAGACUAGUAGGAUCUUCCAUUCCCUCCUCCCAGUAGGGUGUGAAAGGGGGAAGUCUCAUGAAAAAAAAAAAAAAAACUGGUUCACAGUUUUACAAACACUAACAAACGUGACUAUAAAAAGCACAUUUCAUAACACAAAGGUCUACAUAGAGGGUAGAAAUCUUUAUAGCUUCCUUAAAUGAGCAGUUAAACCAGCAGUCUGAAUUCUCUUAGUCCCCUAAGAGUGGUUAAUUAAAUAAGUAUUUUCCUUAUCCAUUGCCCACAACCGUGUUUUUUUUUUUUUUUUUUUUUCUCUAUGCACCCUAGAAAAACUCCCAGGAUGAGACUUAGGAGGACUCAGGCAAGUUACAUGGUAAAAUCAGAGUGCCUUUUCUGUUGGAUGUUCACUUUGGUUCCCUGGUUUCCCAGGGCAUAUGAUGUUUAGAAACUUUUUUCUCUAAACAUAAGAAUUAUUGUGCACCACAAUCUUGAACCAACGAUUUCCAUAUCUUACGCAGCUAUCAACUUGCCAAUUCCCUCUGGGUCUCCUUUAUAUUUUCUUACAGUGUUUCUUUCUGUUUUGGCUUGUUGUCAAAAAGAGUUGGGGGGCAUGAUUCUUUUUAAAUUGAUAGAAGUGAAAUUGUACAGAUUUUUGCCCCCUUGUAUCUGUGAGCAUGAUCUCUAUCAGGCUUGAAAAUCUGCUUUAUCAUUUUGUAUAUUUGACUAUUUUGUAUUCAGCAUUACUUGAUUCCUUAUGUGCAUGGCAAUGUAUUAAAAUGUGGGAUUUCUA